Molecule: messenger RNA, 1637 nt
Organism: Nilaparvata lugens (brown planthopper)
Lineage: Eukaryota; Metazoa; Arthropoda; Insecta; Hemiptera; Delphacidae
Product: sorting nexin-8
Biological process (GO): retrograde transport, endosome to Golgi
Molecular function (GO): phosphatidylinositol binding; protein binding
Source: RefSeq, a predicted model, not a curated record
GCUGAGAGUGGCAGCAACAAGUGUCUUGCAAAUUUUUUAUCAUUUUGACUUUGAUCUUUAUUUUCGUAUUAAAUCAAUUUCAAAAUAUAAAUAUCAGUGAAUAGAGCAGAAUAAUCAUGGCAUUCGACCUAGGAUUCGAAUCAGUACCACCUCUCUACCAUGACAUAUACAAAAUAAUAAGUUCUUCUCCUGCACAUUCACGCAAGGAGCUAUUGACAAAAAUCCUGCUAAAAUCAAAGUUACCAAACGACUGUUUGAGUCAGAUUUGGGACCUUAUAAGCAAAAACCAAAGUGAUUUGACCUCCAAACACGUUUUCCAAGCGCUUGCUCUGAUUGGCUGGGCUCAGAAGGGUCUAGAACCUUCUACCGCUCUCUUUGAUGACGUCAGUAGAGGUUUACCAAUACCAAACUUGGGCGACCUUUCUGAUAUCAAGCUGAAGCCGGAUCCCACAGUUCUAGGACUGAAAUAUUCUGAUUUGAUAAGGAUCGACACAAUUCAAGUCGAUGUUGUACCUGAGAAGAAAGGAUUGUUUCUGAAGCAUGUCGAGUAUCAAGUUAUCAGCAAGAGAUUUGGCUCGUCAGUGUAUCGACGAUACAACGACUUUGUGGCACUAUACGAGCUACUACUCAGCAGAUUUCCUUACAGACUUAUACCAAAGUUACCUCCCAAAAGAGUCGUUGGAAAUGGUGAGUCAUUUGUGGAAGACAGACGUAAAAGCCUGCGUCGCUGGUUGACGCUAAUUUCGAGGCACCCUGUGUUGAGCGACGACCCCAUACCCUACUUCCUCACUCAACAGGGACCUGACAUCCUCAAAAUCCGGGAGGUUUUCAGAAGAAUGCCGGAUGAGUUUACUACUUCCGACCUUGCUGCUAGUGCUAAGGAAUUGGUACCACCAGAAUGUCAUUCGGAAUUUGGAGCAAUCAGGGAUCAAAUCUGUGUGAUUACAAAUGGAGUCAGCAAAAUCAAACACAUUUCGGAUUUGAUGGCACUCAGAAGUCAUAGCAACUCAGAGGAUAUGUCAGAGCUAGGCACCCAGCUACACUACCUCUACACUGAGACCAAUAACUCAGCGCCGUCUGCGGAGUCAGCUGCAGACGGUAGUGUGGUGUGGCCUCGCAUAUGUCGCUCCCUGGGCGAGUUCAGCACACGUCUAACGCAGAUAACGCAGCGGGCAGCAGCAGCAGCUAGUGAAGAAGAACAGGUAUGUGACGAACUGGCAACACUGUUAGACGUGCUGGGAGCCCACCGUGUGUGUGAGCGUGUGGAGCGUGGUGGGCUGACGACAACCGAGGCGCUCAGUAGAAUGUUGGCUCUCAAGAAACGCCAGAUACAGGUCCUCAGAGGAACUGAUGCGGAAUCCGUGGAAGAACUGGAGCAAAGAAUGCUGACUCAGGAGUCUGUGAUUGCGUCAGUCGAGCUGCCUGCCUUUUCACUGUAUUGUGUGCGCAUGGAGACACAACUAGUGCACGCGCAUGCGCACAUACUUGCAAAUGUGCUCAACGCACUAGUCGUUACUAGAUGGAGGGUCAUGCUCAGCUAGCCGAAAUUUGGAAGCAAAUACAUCCCACCGUGUCAAAGUGUCUUCCAGAUGAACCUUCAUUCUCUUGAUAAAAAUGAUAGAAUUAGAUCAAAUUGA